Molecule: messenger RNA, 822 nt
Organism: Trichoderma atroviride IMI 206040
Lineage: Eukaryota; Fungi; Ascomycota; Sordariomycetes; Hypocreales; Hypocreaceae
Source: RefSeq, a predicted model, not a curated record
AUGAGCAGUACUUCAGCAGCAUUUCCUCCGAAUUUCGGGAACGAAAUCUGUAUCGGCCAUGAUGUCGACUUUGACCGUAUCAAAUCUCGCAUGACCUGCUCAAAAUUUCACGAUUCCGUCUGGGGUUUGGUGAUAUAUCGGUGCUCUCAAGGUCACCAGUCAGCUUGGGACCGUCUGCUGCAAGGCUUGCGCAACGAUGUCCGACAGAGUGCCGAAUACUACAACCGUGAGGAAGUAUUGCAAUUCCAUGAUCUUCAUGCCAUCGACGAUAAGAGACUCUACGGAGCCACAUCCCACCAAGUCCGAGAACACUUCCAAUCCUGGGUCCCAAAGAACCUUGAGGACCGUAUCCGGCCGGACGCGGUCGAUUUCAAGAAGGACAAAUGCUGGGACAUAGACUGGCUCCGUGCGACAUCUACGCCCAGAUAUGAAUAUUGUCUCUUUGCGGAUGAUAUCUGUCUCGAGUCCGUGGAUCAACCCGGUCUUGACUUGCCAGUCGUUAAGAUUCUGUGGAAGGACUGGGAGUCCCCAUGGUCCCCAGAGGAGAUGAGCCGCCCAGUACCGGCCCCAUUUCAUGAUGGCGUCACUGAAUACUGGGAGGAAGAUGUGGGCUGGAUGUACAUGCCGUUGUUAGACUACGUAGGGAAUUAUCACGUGCUUGGAAAAUGUUUCUGGGAGGACCAGUACGUGAGACCCCCAUACAUGGAUGGUAGUGAAGACGAGACGAAUUUCGUAGGAUAUUGGAGGAAGAAGUCAUCAAGCGAGGAAGCAAAUCAGGCAGACCGUGAGAGACCGCUCUCCACGGAACAAUCGAGCCGCUAG